Molecule: messenger RNA, 945 nt
Organism: Toxotes jaculatrix (banded archerfish)
Lineage: Eukaryota; Metazoa; Chordata; Actinopteri; Toxotidae
Product: olfactory receptor 10A3-like
Exons: 2
Coding region: 22-945 (307 amino acids)
Biological process (GO): G protein-coupled receptor signaling pathway
Cellular component (GO): membrane
Molecular function (GO): G protein-coupled receptor activity; olfactory receptor activity
Source: RefSeq, a predicted model, not a curated record
GUGGUCAGAAAACGUUUGAGAAUGAUGAUAAACUACACACAGGUUUCAUAUUUCACACUCGCUGCCUACUUUGACACUGGGCUUUUAAGAUACUUAUAUUUCAUGAUCAUUAUAUCUUUAUAUGUUUUUAUAGUUGGUGCCAAUGUGCUGCUGAUUGUGGUCAUCUGUAUGAACAGAAGCUUACAUGAGCCUAUGUACCUGUUUGUGUGCAGCCUGUUUGUAAAUGAACUGUAUGGUAGCACAGGGCUGUUUCCAUUCCUCCUGGUUCAGGUUCUCUCUGACGUUCACACUGUUCCUUCUUGGUUUUGUUUCCUGCAGAAUUAUUUAUUAUUCUCAUACGGAGGUGUAGAAUAUUUAAGCUUAGCCAUCAUGUCUUACGACAGAUACCUGGCUAUUUGUCACCCUCUACAAUACAGCACCCAAAUGACAGGGAACAAAAUUGCCAAACUUAUUGCUGUAACAUGGGUUUGCCCUUUGCUUCUGUGCAUGAUAUCCUUCAGUCACUCCUUACAGCUGUGUGGGAACAUCAUCAACAAAGUUUACUGUGACAACUACUCCAUCGUCAAACUGGCCUGUUCUGACACCACAGCCAACAACAUCUACGGACUCUUUGCUACGUCGCUCUCGAUCUUUUGCCCUCUGAUCCUAAUCUUCUACACCUACAUGAGGAUCCUUAAAGUGUGUUUCUCAGGCUCCAAACAGACCAGACAGAAAGCUGUCAGCACCUGCACACCUCACCUCGCUUCUCUGCUCAACUUCUCUUGCGGGGCUUGUUUUGAGAUUUUACAGAGCAGGUUCAACAUGAACAGUUUACCCAACAUUUUGAGAAUUAUUUUGUCAUUAUACUGGCUCACGUGCCAGCCGCUCGUCAACCCUUUGCUGUAUGGUCUAAAUCUGUCCAAAAUCCGUAUCAUCUGUAAAAGCCUUGUCUUUGCUGCAUUGUAG